Molecule: messenger RNA, 2607 nt
Organism: Rotaria socialis
Lineage: Eukaryota; Metazoa; Rotifera; Eurotatoria; Philodinida; Philodinidae
Source: the annotation of a GenBank genome assembly
AUGGCACGCCGGUGUACAUCUACAGAAGCUGAAGAAUCUCUAAAAGAAUUUGAUGAUACUAUUUUAUACUUAUGUCUAUCUCCCACAUUUGAAACAAAUAUAUGUUCUGCUGGUAUGUUUCAAGGAAUUACAUCUGGUGAUCAGGCUGAAUUCAAUGCAAUAAUAAAUGAUUAUGAUGAAUUAAAAGAAAAAAGACCACAAGAAUAUGAACAGUUAAUUACAAACAAAACCGGUAUACCUGAAAUAUCAUACGAGAUUCGUGCUGAAAAAUGUGAUGGUGGUGGCUUAAGUUUAUAUCAUUCUGUUCUUCGUGGAUUUGAUGCUAUCGACAUUAUUAACGUUGGCGAGUUACGUUACAAGGUAGCUCAGUGUAUUCUUGUGUCACAACGUGUCAACUUCAAUUAUUACCUUACUGAAGAAAACUGUAAAGAUUUUAUUGAACAUUGCAAUAAAAUGAAAACUGACUCAAUGUUCAGUGAUCACAUGGUAUUUAUGGGCUUAACAGUGAUGUAUCCAAACUACUUAUUUUUUGUUAUUGUCAAAAGCAAAUGUGAUAAUGGCAAUGUCUCUAUAGAUGUGCUUAAUUAUACCAAAAAUAUUGUAUCAUAUAAGAAAUGCAUUUGUCUAUUAUACGACGGUACCACUGGCCAUUAUAGCCAUUUAAAUUUAUAUAAUAAAACAAAGAAAGAAGAAGAAAAGCACAAUUUUAAACAUGACAAUGAGAUGAUGCAAGGACUUCUUGUUGAAUUUAUUCGGCGAGAACUUAAAUAUGAAGGAUGUAUUGAUUUAAAAAAUGCAAAACUAAUUGAUCAGCCUGAUAUAAUAUCGAAUGUACAAGAUGAUUUCAAUGCAAACAAUUUUAUGAUGGAACAGGAAAAUAUCUCAGAUGACGGCCAGCCACUGCCAAUGAGUAAUCGUGCAAAAGUUUCUUCAUCGUCCAUGCCGAUAAUAAAUAAUGACGAACCAACACCAUUUGAUUCGAUCAAAACAAAACAAAAAAUUGUUCAGAUACAUGUUCCUGGAGAUGGUCACUGCUUAUUUUCAUCGCUUUCCAAAGUAUUAAAUAGUACGUGUAAAGUUACUUAUCAAGAUUUACGUAAACAAGCUGCCGAUUCUCAUCGCAAAUCGAAAACAAUCAACAAAGAAGGUCUGGCUUAUGAAUGCAAUAAAAGCUUUGAAGAAUAUUGUUGGGAUAUUGAAAAUACCAAAAGAUUUGGGGGCGAAUUAGAAAUUAACGCUAUAGCUGAACAUCAUGGGAUACUGAUUCGUGUGGUAGAUGUUUCUCCUGUACAACAUUGUAUACAUGUUACCGAAUUUCCUUCAAAUGGGGCAUCAUUUGAAAAGUGCUGUUAUAUUAUUCUAAAUCGUAGUCAUUAUGAACCACUGUGUCUACGUGUUGGAAAUAAUUCAGAUUACGAAACUGCUAUUUUUUCCCGCAAUGAUAAGAAAGUACAAGAACUUUUACAUGAAUUUAUUAGUGAAACAUUUCCAGACUAUACAUUUGAUCUACGCAAUAAUAUGGCAGAUAUCAAUGUGUUGGUACAGCAACCUGGUGAAAGAUCGUGCGACGAACUUAUUGAUCUGGAAAAUUUCAUCGCCAUGGAUGCUUCAACGAAUCCAUCGAAGAAACGAAAGUUAUCCGAAAUUGAAACAAAGUCAUUGCCAGCAUCAACUUCGGGGUCAUCAAAUCUAGUCAAUGAGCAAUCAUCGAAAUAUUACCGACCGCUGCCGCCCAGUGAUAAUAUUUAUACAUGUGAUAGCAACAGUGAUAUACCGAACGAUAUUCAUCAGCAUUAUAAAAUAAAUAGCUAUUCGACUGUACAUCCUAAACUGAAUAAAACACUGGAAAAACUAAAAAUACAAGACUACUUGGGUACAGGUGUAUCAACACCUGUCACACUUAAUUUUUAUAACAAGCACAGCGAGCAACAGAUAAAAUUUCAAAUUGAACCUACGAGAGAAUUUCGCGCUCGUUACCUAAGCGACUAUGUACCAAAUAAUGAAUAUAAACGUGAUGGUAUAACGAAAUCCGAACCAAGUUGCCCAAGUUAUUUCGCUGAUCGAAAUGAAAAUCACUUUUUAGACUUAUUGAUACCAAAAAUGAUUCUAUUCGACCAAAGUCCUCUUGAUCCCCGUAGUAUAAAAGUAGAAAUUUGCAUUGUCACACGCACUAUCAAUGGUUGCAUAUACAUUCAUCCGUAUUUUCAAUUUUACAAGCCUGAGAAAAAUGGAAAAUACUCUGUUGAUAAUCCAAUUUUUAUGCAAGGUGAAUUUAUUGAAGGCUGUGAAAGUUUGAUAGGCACAAAUGGAAUGCUUAGAAUGAGGCUUUAUCUGGUUGUCAUCAAUCUCUUAGAGAGUCAGCUAUUAAAAAAUCAAAUAACGACUUUUGAAUCAUUGCACUCAAAUGGACAAGCAGAUAAAACGCAUUUUAAAAAAUGCGAUGCAUUUAAACAGAAGUUUUAUUUAAACGAUCUGCGUUUUGCCGUAACAUUAUGGUUAAAAGAUUUAAAUACAAACGAAUACAAACGAUAUAUUGAUCUUCAAUAUAUUAGUGAUAUCUCAAUCAAAAUGAAAAAGAAAAACAAACGAUCAAAGAAUACUGACUGA